This is a messenger RNA of Kogia breviceps (pygmy sperm whale), 2360 nucleotides long. RefSeq names its product CproteinK interacting pacemaker (gene CIPC). Lineage: Eukaryota; Metazoa; Chordata; Mammalia; Artiodactyla; Physeteridae. Gene Ontology annotation, biological process: negative regulation of circadian rhythm; negative regulation of DNA-templated transcription. Gene Ontology annotation, cellular component: nucleus. The record is from RefSeq and is a predicted model, not a curated record.
CUGAGAGGAGUGCCGACGUCGUCUUCCGGCGGAGACGAAGCAGCAGGCGCCGCCAAGGGCCCUUCUAGGAGAACAGCGCGCAGUCUCGGUGGUGCUGGGUCAUCCGAGCUGUGUCACGUGGCUGGCGAAAGCCGUCGCGGAGGCUGCGGGGAGGAGAAAUGGGCGGGAGGACUGGGGGAUAGCUUGAGACCCGACGACGAUGGGGUUGUCAUGGAGCCGCGGGGCUGGGCUCGCGCAUGCGCCACUCUACUCGCGGGUCGUCCGGUCGCGGAGCGGCGACCCCGGUCCUAGGGCAGUCCAGAUGAAAAGAGUACCGAUGAAUGCACUUCCAGCCCAGUAAAACAUGGAGAGGAAGAACCCAUCCAGAGAGGGCUCUAGAAGGCUCUCAGCCAAACUAAGCAAAGGCCCAGAGAUGAAAAAAGUGUCUCGUCAACUCGGCAUGGCAGCUGCUGAGUCAGAUAAGGACUCUGGAUUUUCAGAUGGGAGCUCUGAAUGCCUGAGCUCGGCAGAGCAGAUGGAGUCUGAGGACAUGCUGAGCGCCCUAGGCUGGAGCCGAGAAGACAGGCCAAGGCCGAGCGCCAAGCCUGCGAGCGGUGCCUUUCCAACACUGGCUCCCAUGGUCGUCAUGAAGAACGUGCUGGUCAAACAGGGCAGCAGCUCGUCCCAGCUCCAGUCGUGGUCUGUGCAGCCCUCCUUUGAAGUGAUCUCAGCACAGCCCCAGCUCUUAUUCCUUCAUCCACCUGUACCGUCUCCUGUCAGCCCAUGUCACGCUGGUGAGAAAAAGUCAGACUCCAGGAACUACUUGCCCAUUCUCAAUUCUUACACCAAAAUAGCCCCACACCCAGGCAAAAGGGGCCUUUCCCUCAGCCCAGAAGAAAGGGGGGAAGGUGGAAUGCAGAAGAAGAUCUGUACUGAGAGACUUGGGCCAAGCCUGUCUUCUAGUGAGCCGACCAAGACUGGUGCUGGCCCAUCCAGGCCCCCGACUCCAGCGCCCGCCAGCACCAAGCUCGCCGAGGACUCAGCUCUCCAGGGUGUGCCCUGCCUGGUGGCAGGUGGAAGUCCACAGACGCUUCAGCCAGUGUCCAGCAGCCAUGUGGCUAAAGCUCCCAGCCUGACCUUUGCUUCCCCCGCCAGCCCUGUCUGUGCGUCAGACAGUACCCUGCAUGGGAUGGAGAGCAACUCCCCGCUGUCCCCACUGUCAGCUAGUUACAGCUCCCCUCUGUGGGCCGCAGAGCACCUCUGCCGCAGCCCAGAUAGCUUUUCAGAGCGGCGGCAGAGCAAGCACAGGCGCUUUCAGAAUACCCUCGUAGUCCUACACAAAUCUGGUCUGCUGGAGAUCACUUUGAAAACCAAGGAGUUGAUUCGUCAGAACCAGGCGACUCAGGUGGAACUAGACCAGCUAAAGGAGCAGACCCGGCUAUUUAUCGAGGCGGCCAAGAGCAGGGCUCCUCAGGCUUGGGCCAAGCUGCAGGCGUCUUUAACAUCAGGGUCAGGUCAUACUGGCAGUGACCUAGAAGCAUUCUCCGAUCAGCCAGACAUAUGACAUAGAAGGCAUAUUUUCCUGUUACUUGAGUGGUUCUUUGUAACUCUUUUACCGUUAUCUACUCCUGUUUCCCAAAGCUUAUGUGAGAGCUUUCCUUUUAAACUUAAACUGUUCAGCGGUUCACUUACGAAGCCACAUGCCAAUACCUGGCUACUGUCUUAACCUGUGGUCUAUGCACAGUUUACCUUUGUCUCCGUUCCACUGAGGACCUCAGAUUUGGGUGUCCUCGAGUCCCUCUUCCUUAGCCUGCAGGCACUUCGAUGGAUCACGAGGCAAAGUGGGAAAGAUGCUUGGGUGGCAGCUGUCACUUCCCACCAUCCCACUCACUAACCGCGAUCAGGGAUGCCGUGAUGCAGACAAGCAUACAGAGUGACACCUGUCAAGCCAGGGAGUAGGUGACGUAAGGAGCCCUUCGUGGCUCUUCCCUUGAAGGUCUUAGUCACAGAGGAAAAUAAAAGAGGAGGGUGUUUGCAUUUUACGAGGCAUUGUGCCAUUUGGGAGAAACCUAAAAUGCUUUAAAAUGCUUUGGGCACACAUUGGUCCUCGGAUGCAAGCACUUAAUCACUUAAAGCUUUGUUUCUUUAAACUCGCAAGUCAAGGGGAAAGGGUAGUACCGUUAACUCAUACACUUUAAUCAUAAGCCAGAUUUCUGUUAAACUGGUAGGUGAAAUAUUUCAGAUUUGUAAAGUAUGGAAUGGAUUUAGGACCAUCUGGAGCUACAGUUAUGCUUUUUUGACUCAGAGUCUGAAGAAGGAGAAAUGGCUAGCAUCUCUUGGUUGAGAGCUGGAAGAUUCUGAUAAUUUAUGCUUUUCUCUCU